AUCGUCUGCUCGUCGUGGAACGUGUAGAAAUGAAGAUGAGAUGGCUCCAGUUAAAAGGCAUCUACCACCAUUUACAGCAGCCAAGACCAGUAAACGGCAUUAAUUUGAUACUACAGACAACAUGCAAGAAUAAAACAAGAGUACUAUCUACACACUGUCCACACCUACCAUUGCACUCAUCAUGUACAACCAGCAAUAUCUGUCCAGUACUCAGUUUUAAAACAUGGCACAUACUAUGUAGACAGUUUCAUGCACUAUCACUACAAAAGCAGUUCUCUGAAUAUCAAGUGAAAGGAUGUACCAGCAUACAUUCCAGUACAUUUACUUGUAAUAAACAAGUGGACAGGUCAAACGUACCAACACUGAAAGAGGACGACUUAGAAGAAAGCUUUGUUCGAGGAAGUGGUCCAGGGGGACAGAGUGUCAACAAGACAGCAAGUGCUUGUGUGCUAAAACAUAUCCCAACUGGUAUUAUUGUUAAAUGUCAUGAAGACAGAAGUUUGCAUAAAAAUCGCACUACAGCUCGUAAGAUGAUGAUUGAAAAACUGGAUCAGCAUUUCAAUGGUGACAUGAGUGUUGCUGCUCAGUUGAAGAGAAUACAGAAUGAAAAGCAAACAAAAGCACAACAAAAAGCAAAGAAAAAACAGAUGAUUAAAAAAGCAUGGAAAGAGCGAGAAGGUUUGAAUGAAAGUUAAAAGGUUUGAGUCAGUAUACUUAACUUUGCAGAUGUAAUGUAAAUUAAGUAGUGUAAAUAAUAAUAAAUGUGUGAUAUAAAAGAUGGGACUUCUUAUAAUAAAUCAUCAGUAUGCAGAAUUUAAUGGAUAUCUUUUGCAGGUAUCACAAAGAACUUUUGUGCAGGACUUAUUGGCCAAAAUUUGUAUUCAUACUAUUGGUUCACUAGUGCUAAUGUGCCUUUAGCAAGGGUCUAAGAAUGGAAUUGCUUUGAUUUUUAUUACAGCUCUUAAAAUCUGUCUGCAUCUGUACAGGUUCAGCAUCUUGUAUGAAUCCUAAAAAGCCAAUAUUGCCUUUUUUUUAUACCAAAGUGGUAACUAAUUCUAUUUCAUUUAGUGAAAAUUUCUAACACAUCACCAUCUGAGGUCAUUAGUGGUGUAUUCAAAAUACAUUAACAUGGUGGGACUUAGGGAAAAGCUCCCAAGUAUAGCAUUAUGAUAAAGUAUUGUGGCAAAAAGGGUAAAAAUCAGUUCACAAUUAGGAUAAGUGGACGGAAGAGGGGGAUGAAGGAAUAGGAAAGAGGUAGAAGAAAAGACCAUGAAAAAUUUGAGGCAAGUGCUGAGCUCAAGGCAGGGUUAUCCGCUACAUUGGGCCUCAGUCUCCAGCUCCGAAGACCUUCCCCAUGACAACAAUAACUAAGAGAAUGGUGGUAAGUGGGAACGAAGUCAUUUUAUCAAAAGGUAAAUAUAUAUAAAAAUAUUU
Penaeus chinensis is the source of this 1434-nucleotide messenger RNA. RefSeq names its product peptide chain release factor 1-like. NCBI's taxonomy places the organism in Eukaryota, Metazoa, Arthropoda, Malacostraca, Decapoda, Penaeidae. The record is from RefSeq and is a predicted model, not a curated record. Gene Ontology annotation, biological process: translational termination. The transcript is spliced from 3 exons. Bases 30 to 695 code for a protein of 221 amino acids. Gene Ontology annotation, molecular function: translation release factor activity. Gene Ontology annotation, cellular component: mitochondrion.